UACCAGGAUUUGGAUUACCUAAUAUAGCAAAUUCAAUUUAUUCCAUUGAUCGUAAAAAAAACUAUAAAUUUUUCCAUUACACUGCUUAAACAAUCUUGUUUGCGUUUGUUUAACGAGUAUCUAUCUAUUUCAGUCAGAAAGUAUGGCUACUACUAACCAACUGAAGCAACUUGCAGAAAGAUCUCGUAAGGUUGCAAAUGCAAUCGUAAAACAAGACAUACCGACCAUUGAGCGAAAUUUGGAACAAAUUGAAAAACAGUCGCGUAAACUUGCUGAUAAAGUUAUAAAACCUGGAGAAGAACCUGAAAGAAAAGCCCCCUAUUUUUUAGCGAAUAUUGGGAUUGAUGGUGAUAGAUUAUCACAAGAAGUUAAGAGUAUAAAUGUAUUGGGUGCUUUUGAACCACGGGAUAUUUUACCAGAUACAGAUGUUGAGAAAUUUAUUGAACAUAAACAUCAACAGACGAUUUCCAAUAUUAUUAAAGAUGGACAUACACAGACCAUAAAUGAUUAUAACGCCUAUUUUGAUCGAUGUCUUAUACAAGAUUGGGACAAGACAAAAAGAAAAGUUUUCGAAGAACUCGGUCAGCAUAUUCCAACUGGUACUUCCAGUAAUAGUUCUGAUUUAUUUUCUACACCAGGGAAUAGUCGUUCUAUAUUUCAAACUCCAUUGAGAGGGGCUCCUUCAGGAAGUUUUCCUGGACCUUCAACCCCGAGAUCAUCUUAUGUAACUGCAGGAGAAAGAACAGUAUCAUUCAGGAGCGAAUCAGCUUCACAAUUAAAUCAGAGACAUCUGAUAUAUUUUGAUAUCGUAUCUAAGUUGAACAAUUUUAGAUUAUCGAAGAUAGAGUAUGGUGUUGUAAAUGAAUUUACAAAUGCCGCCAAAAAACUUGGUGUAGAUUAUGUAAAAAAAUUAGUUCAAUGUUGGCAGAGUCUUAUAUCGAUUGUUGGAGAAAAUAAUGUUAUAGAUGGGCGUUUUGCCCGUUAUCCUUUAAAAGAACGCCAUUAUGCUAAAUCAUAUAUGGCACCUGCUUCAAGUCCGGAGAAUAAAGAACUCUACAGAAAUUUAUUAAACGGGGCGAAACGUUAUCUGGAAGAAUCAUAUCGCGCAUAUUCAUUAGAAUAUGUGAAUUCAUUCCGUACCGAAGCUCUAUUAGGCGGACAGCCGUCCGUAAGUAAUACAGCUCGUGCUAUGCUACGUGCUAUCCAUAGACCUAAUGGAGGAAUUCCAAUAAAUAACUUAACGAUGGCGGAAAAUAUCCCAAUAUGGGGACACAUUUAUAUUUUGCUUCGUCAAGGUCAUUAUCAGGAUGCUUUGCAGGUUGCAGAAGGUUAUAAAAGCAACUUUUCAAAAACAGACCAGACGUUUAUCGUAUAUUUUACAAAAUAUAUAAAUAACAAUAAUAGUCUUCCUUCGGAUGACCGACAAAAAUUAAUGACAGAAAUUAAACAAUGGCCACCUUUUCCACAUUUAUAUGACCCGUAUAAAUGCUUACUAUAUCAAAUAAUUGCUCAGAUGGAAGAAUUACCCCAAAGGCCACCGACAGACAGUAUUAGUCCUACAUUUGAAGAUUUUAUGUGGUUGCAUCUAAUGUGUAUUAGUGAAAUAGAUAUGGAAAGUAAAACCGGUUCAGAUAUUCUCUCACUUGAGAGAUUUCAAAAGAAAGUACGGGAUUUAGGCCCCGCUCAUUUUAAUCAUAGUGGUAAAGAUCCUAUGCAAUAUUUCCGUGUUUUAUUGUUAACUCUUCAAUUUGAAAAGGCGAUAUAUUAUCUCUACCAUGAGUAUACUGAGGAUGCUGUACAUUUUGCUAUAUCACUUGCAUAUUAUGGAUUACUUAGAGUUCCAGAAUCUGCAGAAGCUAUGGCAUUAAUUAUUGAUGAAGAUGAAUCUCGUCCAAAGCUUAAUUUUAACACAAUUAUAUAUCAAUAUGUGCGUAAAUUAGCCAAUGAUAAAGCUUCUAGCACAGCAUUCCAAUACCUUAUUUUACUUUGUCUGUAUGGAAACCGCCAAACAGACAGUGGACGACAUCAGGUUGAGUUAUGUCAUUAUUAUGUUAGGCAACUUGUAUAUGACACAGAAGCGUUUUCAGAAUUGGUUGGUGAUGUUCGGAGUAGAGAGGGCCAAAUAAAAAAAUAUAUGCCUUUAAUGUACAUUGAUGAUGAACAAGAAUUCAAUGAAAUUAUUGUUUAUGAACUUGCUCAACAGUGUGUUGAAGAUGGAAAAUUUAAAGCAGCUCAGAGUCUUUAUGAAUUAACAGAGAAUUAUGAGAAAAUCAUUGUGUUGCUUAAUAAGAUGUUAGCGGAAUAUAUAUGGGUUUCCAUUCAAGGUGUUUCAAUGCAACCAGAAAGUGCACAGGAAUUGAAUCCUCAAGAAAUUAAAAAAGUGUUACAGGAUUAUAAAAAACAUCAAAUAAUAAUGAGAUUACCAGCAGAACGUAUACAGACGUGUGAAAAAUUACUCGGUCUGGUUGACUUUAUAGAAUUGUAUAAAAAACAAGAUUUUGAGAAUGCCCUUAGUGUUAUACAAAAUGUUGACCUCUUUCCCUUUGAAGAAGAUGUUAGCAUAAUUAAACAAAAAGCUGCUGCAAUAGAUGGGUUUGAUGGUCAAUUGAAGAACUGUGUGGCAGAACUUCUACUUAUCACAAUGCGCUGUAUACAUUCACGUUAUGAACAAUUGAAAGAACAAACUUCAUUUAUGUCACCGAGUCCUUCGAAUAAACAUUUAGAUGAUACUUUUGUUCUUCGACAAAAGGCUAAAUGCCUAGUUUCAUUUGUAGGAUAUUUAAAAUCAAGGUUAUCCAUCUGUUUAAAAUUUUUAUUGUUAUAUUCAUGAGACUUAUAACUAACUUCAUUCGUUUCUUAAUUAUAGCGCAAUUACAUCAGACGUUUUUCAAAAAUUAAACGAGUUCGAAGUUCUAAUGAGAUAAAUGGAUCAGCUGAUCGUAAAUUUGCAAGUAAAUUAUAUUACAAUAAAUAAAUAAAUAAAUAAUAAAAAAAGAUACAUAAAUUAAAUAAUCCCAUACGU
Rhizophagus irregularis DAOM 181602=DAOM 197198 is the source of this 3022-nucleotide messenger RNA. The record is from RefSeq and is a predicted model, not a curated record. NCBI's taxonomy places the organism in Eukaryota, Fungi, Glomeromycota, Glomeromycetes, Glomerales, Glomeraceae.